Messenger RNA from Epinephelus lanceolatus (giant grouper), 1875 nucleotides. RefSeq names its product PR domain containing 12a (gene prdm12a). The record is from RefSeq and is a predicted model, not a curated record. Gene Ontology annotation, biological process: neurogenesis; regulation of gene expression. Lineage: Eukaryota; Metazoa; Chordata; Actinopteri; Perciformes; Serranidae. Gene Ontology annotation, molecular function: histone methyltransferase binding. Gene Ontology annotation, cellular component: nucleus.
GGCAGGGCAGCUUUACGCACAUACAGUUUGGAGCAGAAGGACGCACUAAGGAGCAGCUCUGGGUGUCCGCUUCUAUUUCUUCUCCUUGUCUUUUUUUAUCGCUCCUCUUUAGCUGCAACGCUGUUAUCGUUUUAGGGUUUUCUUUUUUUUUAUUUGCAACAUGGGCUCCGUGCUACCCGCAGACGCUUUGGCUCUCAAGUCUGGAUUUAAGUGUCCGAGCCGCUCGCUGUCAGACGUGAUCACCUCGGACAUCCUGCACAGCUUCUUGUACGGCAGGUGGAGGAACGUGCUGGGUGAACACCUGGCGGAGGAGCGGCAGAGCGGCAGCGGCAGCAGCGGCAGCCCCAAGACCGCCUUCACCGCCGAGGUGCUGGCUCAGUCCUUCGCCGGAGAGGUGCAGAAGCUGUCCAGCCUGGUGCUGCCCAGUGAGGUGAUCAUCGCGCAGAGCUCCAUCCCUGGAGAGGGCCUGGGCAUCUUCUCAAAGACCUGGAUCAAAGCAGGAACCGAGAUGGGGCCUUUCACAGGGAGAGUCCUGUCCCCUGAACACGUGGACCUGCUCAAGAAUAACAACCUCAUGUGGGAGGUGUUCAAUGAAGACGGCACGGUGCGCUACUUCAUCGAUGCCAGCCAGGAGGACCAGCGCAGUUGGAUGACUUAUAUAAAGUGCGCCCGGAAUGAGCAGGAGCAAAACCUGGAGGUGGUGCAGAUCGGCAGCAGUAUCUUCUACAAGGCGGUGGAGACUAUCCCGCCAGACCAGGAGCUUCUUGUCUGGUAUGGAAACACCCACAACACAUUCCUGGGAAUCCCUGGAGUUCCGGGAACAGAUGAGGAACACAUAAAGAAAACCAGAAAUGAUGACUCCCACCCCUGUGAGGGCUCUUCCUCUUGCUCCCCACCCGCCCCCGCCACCACAGCCGGUCGGAUGCGCUGCGUCAUCUGCCACCGCGGCUUCAACUCCCGCAGCAACCUGCGCUCCCACAUGCGCAUCCACACUCUGGACAAGCCCUUCGUGUGCCGCUUCUGCAACCGCCGCUUCAGCCAGUCGUCCACGCUGCGAAACCACGUCCGGCUGCACACCGGCGAGCGGCCCUACAAGUGUCACGUGUGUCAGAGCGCGUACUCGCAGCUAGCGGGCCUGAGGGCGCACCAGAAGAGCGCGCGGCACAAACCCGUGGCGCACGCCACCGACGUGCCAUCCCAAGUGUCCCCCCCUCCCCCACAGAUGACCGCCAUGCCCCACCAGCACCAGAUGCCGCUGGUGCACCACAUCCCCACCAUGGUGCUAUGAUGACAGAGACACGGAGGGACAGUCACACAGAACAACGUUGCACUUUAGCUGUAGUGGAGACGCAUAGGAGAUCCUGAGGAGACAGUAAAGCAUCUCACAAAGACAUUUGAAUAUUGCCUUAUUUGUAUUGUUUGUUUUUUGGUUAUCACGUGAUCAAUAUUCCAACAGAGAGAUGUUUUAAUGAUUGUCUGUAUUUUGGAAAGCUGAAAUAUGAUGAAGAUUUUACAAAUGAGUUGUUAUUCUCUGUGUAAUCUUUAAACAAAUGUCAUAUAUCACCACAUAUGUGAGACAGAACAGAUAUUUUCUACAUUUUUUACACCGUGUUUAUUAUCCAUCACAUCCUCACCAGCUCAGGUGACAACAACUGUCAGAGAUUUGUACAGUAAGUAGAAACUAAACGGGACGUGGCCUCCAGUGUACAUUGUUUCAGCUGCAUCCUCCCACACUGUAAACUGAAAAUGUCACUUUAACCUUGCACAGACUGUAUACUGUUGUGUAACUGUAAAAUUGUAUUGUAUGCUACUGUACAUGUGAAUGUAAAUACAUUUGUGCUUUCUUCUAUUCUAAAUAAAUAUGAUAUGAUAUUA